AUGGCAGAGUUACAAGACAGUAGUAAACUCGAAAUGCAACCUAAUUAUGCAAUUGAAAAUAAUAGUGAUCCUAAAAAUAUGCAAGAAUUAACACAAUAUGUUCAAUCGCUUCUUCAACAAAUGCAAGAUAGAUUUCAAACAAUGUCAGAUCAGGUUAUAAAUAGAAAUAUCCUUUUAAUAGUUUUUAAUUAUCAAGUUUUGAUGAAAUGGGUAAUAGAAUAG
Pediculus humanus corporis (human body louse) is the source of this 222-nucleotide messenger RNA. RefSeq lists its product as uncharacterized. Gene Ontology annotation, biological process: cellular heat acclimation. Gene Ontology annotation, molecular function: transcription corepressor activity. NCBI's taxonomy places the organism in Eukaryota, Metazoa, Arthropoda, Insecta, Psocodea, Pediculidae. Gene Ontology annotation, cellular component: nucleus; cytosol. The record is from RefSeq and is a predicted model, not a curated record. The transcript has 3 exons. Bases 1 to 222 code for a protein of 73 amino acids.